Molecule: messenger RNA, 1145 nt
Organism: Raphanus sativus (radish)
Lineage: Eukaryota; Viridiplantae; Streptophyta; Magnoliopsida; Brassicales; Brassicaceae
Product: cysteine-rich repeat secretory protein 26
Source: RefSeq, a predicted model, not a curated record
UCAUCCUUUUCUCUAGCCGCAAAUACCAAGUCUCAACCUCUCUCUCCUGUCUUUUAGAUUAAAACAUUGGAACUAAGAUGAUAAAACGAAUUUCUUUAAGGUCACCAAAGUACAAAAAGGAAUCAUAAAAUCUUCAUCUCCUAUAUAAACAUCUCCACUCCUCAACGAUUUAUCUUUUAAUUAAAAACGUUCCGAAGGAACAAAGAUCACAAACAAAUGUCUUUUGGAUCGGUCCCUAUCUUGGCCGCGAUGGCCAUGCAACUCCUCCUUAUACCCACCUUUGUUUCGUCUCUUAACAUUACCAAUGAGUAUCUCCACCAUGCAUGCAACAACACCCAAGGGAAAUACAAGCGGGGGAGUGAGUUCGAGAAAAAUCUCAACAUUGUCAUCAAAAACAUAUCCACCUUUGAUCUGCGUAACGGUUACGCCCUCGACUCUAAUAUGAAGAGUCCCUAUCUUGAUAUACCUCCCAAUACUGCUUUUGUCAUGCUCCAAUGCCGUGGUGACUCCUACGGGCCCAAGUGUCACUCUUGCCUCGCCGAAGCCCUCUCUGGGCUUCGCAAGAAAUGUCCUGGAAACAAAGGAGCAACAAUAUGGUAUGACCAAUGUCUUUUGGAUAUUUCUACACACAGUUCCGUUAUAGAGGUCCUACCGAACAGAAUCCACUAUGAUAAUUAUUUAUGUAUAAGCAAUCCAAAAUCCGUGAGCGGCGAUAAGAAGGUAUUCGAAAAGAAGAAGCAGGUUUUCACCGAUAAGCUAUUAUCUGUAAUCAACAAGACUAGCAGCGAGGACGCCACGGGGCGGGGGCCACUGUACGACGGGGAGACGAUGAUUGGGACAAAGAAGUUUUAUGGAAUGCUGCAAUGUACGAACGAGUUAUUUGGGAGUGCUUGCUAUGUGUGUCUAGAGUGGCUUGUCUUGCAACAUCCAUUCUGCGCCUAUGAAAAACAAGGAGCUAGAUAUUUGUGUAGAAGCUGUAAUGCAAGGUUUGAGUUUUACCCUUUUCUUAGAAUUUAAGACUGUUUGAUGGGAGCUCUUAAUUUGCUUUAUGUUUGAUUAAGUGCUAUAUCAAGGAAUAAAAAUGGUUAACCUCUUUGUGGUUUAUUUUAUGUAACACAACAGUAUGUAUGGAGAGCUUCUAACUU